AUGGCUCAACAAGACACAAUAGAACGGGUAGACUCUGGAUGUCACGACACCACAGUUGGACUCGUUCAGAGUCCAAAUAAAAGUGCGGAGAUGAUCAGAGCAGCGACUCUACCAGCAUUGGUGGAAAAUCUGACACGCCACGACAAACUCGACGGCGCCUUCAACCGAACCUUCCUCGUUACCUAUAAAUAUUUUACCUCGGGAGCUGAACUGCUUGGUCUUCUGAUUGAUAGGUUUGACUGCUCUCCGCCUCCCACCGAGACCGAAGAAUGGUCGACUCAAACAAAACCUCUCAUCCAAUUGCGAGUGAUCAACAUUUUGAAACAAUGGCUUGAACACUUUUGGAGCGAGCCAAAAGGCUUCGACACAGAUGAACUUUUGCAAAGAAUGCAAUCAUUCGCAGAGCGCGCCGCCGAAACACCGACUCAACAACUCAACGUAAUCAUUCAGCGCCGACUCUCCGGCAACGCAUAUACCAAAAGGUCCCACCUCUCCAUCUCGAACCCGCCAAAACCAAUCCUCCCCCGAAAAUUAGACAAGCUCCAAUUCAUAAAAAUCGACGCCAAAGAGGUCGCCCGACAGUUAACCAUAAUGGAAGCAUCCAUGUUCAACAAACUCCAACGAGAAGAAUUGUUACACAAGAACUGGCAAAAGAGUACCACACCAGAGCUAGCACCAAACAUCCAAUCCUUGAUCCGGUAUUCCAAUCAACUCUCAAAUUGGGUCUGCGCCACCGUACUCGCAGAAUCAGAAUUGAAAAAGCGCGCCCAGGUGGUAGAUCAUUUAGUCAGUGUGGCCAGCAAUUGCCAUCAACUUCAAAAUUACUCCGCUGUGAUAUCUAUUCUGUCGAGUUUAGAAAGCGCGCCUAUCCAUCGACUUGCUCGCACGUGGGCCAUGGUCACGGAACGCAGUUGCAACAUGUUAAGGCCUCUGCAGGCAAUGAUACUCAGUGCGCAGAACUAUCAGGCUUAUCGGGAGACUUUGCGGGUGACUGUGUCACCGUGUAUACCUUUUCUCGGCCUCUUUUUAAAAGACCUCACCUUUAUUGAAGACGGCAAUCCAGCCGUGACGGCCGAAGGUCUCAUCAAUUUUCACAAGUAUACGAUGUUAGCAACGACAAUUCAUGAAAUCCAGCGAUGGAAAGAAGCUCCGUAUUGCUUGCAGUCUGUUCCUGAGUUACAGGAUUAUUUGGCAACGCAGUUGCAAUCAGCCGCUGAGAUACAUGAGAUGUGGGAUAAAAGCUGUGAGUUGGAGCCAAAAGGUCGCGGGCUGGGAAAUAGGCCUAGAGAUUUGUAUACCCCCACCGGAGGUAUGUCGGCUUCUAUGGUGGUUGCAUGUAUGGUUCUAGAUGAUUGA
Messenger RNA from Penicillium soppii, 1356 nucleotides. Its product is annotated as Ras-GEF domain-containing protein. Gene Ontology annotation, cellular component: plasma membrane. Gene Ontology annotation, biological process: Ras protein signal transduction; positive regulation of GTPase activity. Bases 1 to 1356 code for a protein of 451 amino acids. NCBI's taxonomy places the organism in Eukaryota, Fungi, Ascomycota, Eurotiomycetes, Eurotiales, Aspergillaceae. Gene Ontology annotation, molecular function: guanyl-nucleotide exchange factor activity. The record is from RefSeq and is a predicted model, not a curated record. The transcript is spliced from 3 exons.